Effrenium voratum is the source of this 735-nucleotide messenger RNA. NCBI's taxonomy places the organism in Eukaryota, Dinophyceae, Suessiales, Symbiodiniaceae. The record is from the annotation of a GenBank genome assembly.
AUGACCUUGUGGCCAUUCCAACAAGUGGAGUGCCAUGCACUCCCGUACACCAGACUGUUUGUGGCAUCGCGAUGUUCAGCAGCAUAUUGCGUGUGGGCCGUCAGCGCCGUACUGCUCGUGGUGAUACCUGUAUUUGCGACGUUCGCGACUGACAACGUUUGGGUCAAGGAGAGCUUCUACAGGGUCCAACCUGUCGUCACAUUUACCAAUGAGAUCUUCCUGAUUGCCUCCGGCAGCACGCCAAAGAAUGCGGUGGGCUGGAGCACUCAGCAAAGUUUGCUGUCGCUGUUGCCUCCAGAGGUGAAAGUGCCAAUGCUGCGUUCAACCACGGAAGACAACAAUCGAGAUGGCAUUGCGGACGUGCUGAAGCUGACGCUGGAUGUGCCAUCUGAAACCGGGGAGAGCUAUCGCAGCUUGCUGCUGCUGGCCGUUUACAAUGUAGAGUUGCAGGGCAAGGUCAGUGAACAGCUCAGCGGCCUUGUGGCUGUGGACAUCAACAGUCCGUACCCGGCUGCUGGCGUGUCAGUUCAUGGCCAGCUGCGAUUGAGACAAAGUCUUCCGCUCUUCCAAAGCUAUGAAGUGCGGAACGUGUACGCCGCCAGCCCGCUGGUCGUGGAUUGGAGGUCCAAUUGGCUUCCAGAAAAUCAGCCGUUGACGUUGCAAGCGCUUUUGGCUCGCUACGCGCAAAGGCCAGGGUCGGUCGGGGUCGGUGGUCGCUGGGGCCAGCAUGUGUGA